This is a messenger RNA of Dibothriocephalus latus, 171 nucleotides long. The record is from the annotation of a GenBank genome assembly. NCBI's taxonomy places the organism in Eukaryota, Metazoa, Platyhelminthes, Cestoda, Diphyllobothriidea, Diphyllobothriidae.
GGAGAGGCCAAAGGACUGGGCGCACUCACAUGUCGUUAUGCCAGGGUGGCUAUCGCCGCUCGCAUAAGGGGCUGUCUCGUAGAGAAGGAGGAGGAGGAGGAGGAAGAAGAAGAGGAGGAGGAGGAGGAGGGAACACGAAAGAACCUAUCCCACAAAAAACAAAUGGUUUGA